GUGUGUGUGGGGGCUGGGUGACCCCGGAGCAACAGGGUGAGCCUGGUGCCUGAUGGUUCACGGAUGGAGUCUCUGGGCUGGGUAUUCAUCCUGCUGCAGUUCUGGGGCCUGCAGGAAGCUGUCAGCCUGAGCGUGCAGCAGUGGCCCCGUUCAGUGAGGGUGGCACAAGGUGAUGAGAUAUGGCUGUCCUGUGGCGUGAAUCAGAGUCGGGCCUGGGAGAGGCUGCGUGUGGAGUGGAUCCGGGACAAGGUUGCCCUCUGUCACCUGCUCAUCUCCAAUGGCAACCUCAACACUGCGGGCUGUGGGGUUCGGGGACAGCUGUCCUGGCAGUCGCUUACAAACUUUAGCCUGAGACUGGACCACGUGAGCCUCAACGACAGCGGGGACUAUGUGUGCCGGGCCACCCUGGAGAUCCCCAAGUUGCAAGAGGCCGAGGGCAAUGGGACUAAGGUCCUGAUAGUGGCAGGUGACCUCCAGCCGAAGGAGACCUCCAGUUCUUCAGGGCUCCUGUUGGUGCUUCUGGUAGCUGGGGGUGUGGUGGCAGCCUUGGUGGUGCUGGGUGCUGUGUUAUGGGGUCUCAGCAGGUGUCGCCGAGAGGACUCAGGUGAGAGCACCUGCCCAGGAAACUCCUUCUACAGCAAUGUCCUCUACCGGCCCCGGGAGAUUCCACACAGGCCUCAGGUCCGGCCUAAAGAGAAGUACACACACAGUGAACAGAGAGCCCAGGUUAUAUAUUCCACCGCCUUCCCCAAACCUGCUCCACGACAGCAACUUCAGGUUUCCAAACCCAGCCCCAGGCCCAGGCCUGGCUAUCCCAUCUCAGUCCAUUGUGCAUCUCCUGCAAGUCGUAGGAAGUAGGGACAGGCCACUUGCUGAGAGGAAUCCUUGAAGUCAAAGAGGAAUUGGAGACCCUUGAGAACACAAAAUGGACCUGGACAAGAGCUAUUUGAGGGCGUCACUGUUUUUAUAAAGGUGGGGGGAGCGUCCAACAGCUAGAGGCUGAGAUCAAUGAUGUUACCCAGGAGCUGCCAAUAAAGGAUCCUUUAAGUACUA
Molecule: messenger RNA, 1053 nt
Organism: Myodes glareolus (Bank vole)
Lineage: Eukaryota; Metazoa; Chordata; Mammalia; Rodentia; Cricetidae
Gene: Tmigd2
Product: transmembrane and immunoglobulin domain containing 2
Biological process (GO): B cell receptor signaling pathway; B cell differentiation
Cellular component (GO): B cell receptor complex; external side of plasma membrane
Source: RefSeq, a predicted model, not a curated record